CACCAACCCCUCCAGGUCGCGUGCACUCCCAACGGCUCGCAGGCCUCCUUCGGACCCUCGACCCGACAGCGCCCCAGCCAGAGCUUGUGCCCAUGCCCCUGUCCCGCAGGGGAAGGGGAUCCCGCCUGGCCGGCUCUCGAGCGGCGACGAGUAGCCUCCCGCGGGCGACAGCCCUCUCCCCAAAGAGUGCCGGCCGUGGGGCCCUAUCGAUAAGCCACGCGCAACUCCUCACCCGGCGGCGCCAUUCCUCCGAGCAGGUCCCGCCGGAGUCCGAGCCGCAGGCUGACUUCCGCUCGGGAAAGUGGCUCCAAGAGCCCGCCACAGGGAACGCCAGGGACUCGCGGCAGGCUCUGCGGGCCAGGAUGAGUUCCGAGCACAGGAUCUGUAGUCAGGAAGAAGUGAUCCCUUAUGCCUAUGAUAAUGAUUCAGAAAGUGUGGAUUUGGAGCUGGGCAACUUAGAGACUAUUAAAAAAGGCUCCAGUAGCAUUGAACUGACAGACUUGGACGUCCCUGACAUCCCUGGACUCCAUUGUGAGCCCCUGGCAGACAGCCCCAGACACCUGACCCAACAGGACCCGGUCAAUGAGGCCAUUGUUGACAAGCUGAUCCAGUCCAUCCAGAGGGGUUUCAGUGGUGAGCUAAAGGGUGAACUUGAAAAGCUGACAUUCCUAGGAUCUCUGUCUUCUCUCAGCCGAGCUUUACCUUAUGAUGAAACCACAGAAUCGUUCAUUCACAGCCAUAUAGCAGACAUUGUGCAUACCUUAAAUGUACUGGUACAAGAGGAGCGCCCGCAUUCUCUGUCCAGUCUCGUGCGCCGGGAGGUCUUUGUCACCAUCGCUGAUCUCAGUUGCCAAGAUGUCCAUUUGCUGUUUGGCUCUGAAGAUCGAGCUGAGUUGUUCAGGCUUGUCAUCAAGAGUAUAAUCACUCUGCCCUCUGUAAGGACUCUCACCUGCAACACAGAGGUAACUCAUGCUUUGCUUUAGCAACUUUCCAUCCAC
Chlorocebus sabaeus (green monkey) is the source of this 998-nucleotide messenger RNA. The record is from RefSeq and is a predicted model, not a curated record. Lineage: Eukaryota; Metazoa; Chordata; Mammalia; Primates; Cercopithecidae.